AUACAACAUAGAUAAUUUUCUCACUUCUCAUUUAAUGGCUGUGCAACAAUAUGUAGGUUCUUCUUCUUCUUCAUCUUCUAUGGUAACAUCUUUGAAGAAAUUUAAUGUUUUUAUUAGUUUUCGUGGUGAGGAUACUCGUAAAACCUUCACGAGCCAUCUUUACGAAGCUCUUAACAAAAAAGUUCUAACAUUUAUUGACAUUGAGCUUGAAAAAGGAGAUGAGAUCUCAUCAACACUCAACAAAGCCAUUGAGGGGUCAGAUGCAUCUAUAGUCAUAUUUUCAAAAGACUAUGCAUCUUCAAAAUGGUGUUUGGAUGAACUCGUUAAGAUUCUAGAAUGUAAGAGAGAUCGGAGACAGAUUGUCGUACCUGUUUUCUAUGAUUUAGAACCAUCUCAUGUAAGGAAUCAAACCGGGAUUUAUAAGCAAGCUUUUGAAAAACAUGAGCUAGAUUUGAGACACAACAAAGACAAGUUGCAGAAAUGGAAAGAUGCACUCACUGAAGCAGCCAAUUUAUCGGGCUGGAACUCUCAAAAUUACGGGAUGGACUCAAAUUUCGUUAACGCCGUUGUAGAAGAUGUUUUAAAUAAAUUGUAUCGGAGAUACCCAUUUGAAGUUAACAAGGAACUUGUUGGCAUUGAUACAAAGUAUGAAAAGAUGGAAUCUUUACUGAAAAUUGGAUCAAAUGAUGUUAGAACUCUUGUAUUAUGGGGCAUGGGAGGCAUAGGAAAGACCACUCUAGCCAAACAUUUAUUUGGUAGAUUAUGUUCUCAAUUUGAACGUAGUUGCUUCAUUGAAAAUAUAAGGGAAGAAUCAACCAAACUUGGACUCAAAUUUGUACGUAACAAACUUUUUUCUACAUUGUUGGAGCUUCCUCUCAAUACACCAUAUGUAGAAACCCCAAUUUUCAAAAACAAACUUGCACAUGAAAGGAGUCUCAUUGUGUUGGAUGAUGUGGCAACCUUAGAACAAGCAGAAAAUGUUAACAUAGUCAAUAAAUACUUGGGAGAGGGAAGUAGAGUCAUUAUCACAACUAGAGAUAUGCAGAUAUGUAGCCAAUUUGACGAGUGUGACAUAUAUAAGUUUGAGGAAAUGAAUGCAGAUGAAUCUGUUCAACUAUUCUGCAAGAAUGCUUUUGGAGAAAAAUGUCCUAAGGAUGGAUAUGAUAAUCUAUCAAAAAAGGCAAUUCUUUAUUGCAGAGGCAAUCCCUUAGCUUUGAAAGUUUUAGGUGCAAAUUUUCGUACAAAAAAAAGUAAAAAAGAGUGGGAAAGUGAAUUGGAGAAACUCAAAAAGAUUCCUAAUAGAAAAAUCCAUGAUGUGUUAAAAUUGAGUUAUGAUGACUUAGAUCAUACUCAACAAGACAUAUUUCUAGACAUUGCAUGCAUCUCCAGACCACCGGUUUAUUAUAACUCUCUUACUCAAAAAGAUUACUUAACAGCAGUAUGUAAUGCUUGCAAGUUUUAUGCAGAGAGUGGAUUAGAAGUCCUUCUAGAUAAAGCACUCAUUUAUUUUGAUUCCAAGCACUUUAUCACAAUGCAUGCUUUAUUAAAAGAAAUGGGAAAGGAGAUUGUCAUGACAGAAUCUGUCAAAGACCCCGGAAGAAGAAGUCGAUUGUGGGAUCAAAAGGAUGUGUAUGAUGUAUUGAAGUACAAGAAGGGAACGGAAGUUGUUGAAGUUAUAGAAUUCAAUAUUUAUCAACUUGAGGAUUUGUACUUGAGCUCUGAUUCAUUUAAAAGCAUGACCAACUUAAGACAUCUUCAUAUUGAGUCUAUAGAUAGAGAAAAUAGACUGCAUCUCCUUGAAGGUCUUGAGUGGUUGUCUGAUAAAUUGAGGCAUCUUUGUUGGAUUUUAUUCCCACUUGAGUCUUUGCCAUCAACCUUUUGUGCAGAGUGGCUUGUACAGCUUAAAAUGCAGCAUAGCAAGCUUAAAAAGCUUUGGAAUGGAAUUCAGAGGCUUGACAAUUUAAUGAUUCUUGAUCUUAAUUACUCCGAAGACCUGAUUGAGAUUCCAGAUUUAUCAAGAGCCCUAAAUCUUCAAAUAGUAUCCCUUUCUCGUUGUGAGAGUCUCUGUCAACUCCAUGCAUCCAUUUUUAGUAUCCCCAAGCUUAUAGAACUACAUUUAGAUGGCUGCAAAAAAAUUGAAAGCCUGAAAAAUAACAUUCAUUUAAAAUCUCUCCAAUUACUUGAUCUCUCUUUUUCUUCAUAUCUUACGGAAUGUUCGGUGACAUCUGAGGAAAUUGAGUUGUCUUUAUGGGGCGCUGUUGUACACGGAUAUUCUUCAUUGAUGUGGUGCAAUAAGAAACUUACAGGACUGCACCUUACAGAGUGUACACAAAUCAAUACAUCGAGUCUUUGGUUCAUCCUUGAUGGCACGCCGUCUUUAAAAAAACUAUAUUUGAGGAAUUGCUGCAACUUAGAAAUUCUCCCUAACAACAUCCAAAAUAAUUCAAUGUUGGAAAUUCUUAUUUUAAAUGAAUGUUCAAAACUUAAGUCUAUACCAAAGCUUCCAGCCUCCUUGCAAACUCUUGAAUUAAAUGAAUGCAGGAAACUUAAAUCCCUACCAAAACUUCCAGUUAGCUUGCAAAACUUGAAAGCCAAGAAUUGCAUUCAUUUGGACACUAACUCCGUUCAACGAUCAAUACUUGAGAAUAUGUCACUGAGUAACAGGAAUCUGCCAACUUAUCAUUGGGAGUUCUUUUACUUUCCAGGUGGUGAAGUUCCUAGGGAGUUUUAUUUUCAUACAGCAAAGGCUUCCAUAGUUAUUCCUCCUAUUCCAAAAUAUGGUUUGUGUGGUUUUUUCAUUUGCAUAAUUCUCUCUGAAGAAGCGGGUCUCGUUUUCUCUGGUGAAAUUAUUUGUACUAUUUAUCAACACACCAAAGAAAUUGGCCGACAAAGGACGCGGUGUUGUACAAAAGGAUUAAUUUCAGAUCAUGUAUUCUUAGACUACAUAAUCUGUUAUGAUUCCGAUUGGGUGAAGGUUGGGAGUGAAAGUGGAGGUCAUGAUUACAACUUUUCAUUUAAAUUCAGUAGUGAAGAACUUCAAGGUCUGAGAACAGAGUGGAUCAAGGGCUGUGGGGUCAUUCCUGUUUAUGACUUAAAACAUAGUUUUGUGUUGGAGGAUGGUAGAAUUAGUGGAGUUGAAAUUGUUGAAAUACAAUCCAACGCUCAACUAUUAUCUGAUGAUAUUAAAGUUUUUGAUGAUUGUCAACAAAAUUCGAAAUUUGAUAUUAAUGAGUCACAACACCAAGAAAUCGGAGCUGAAAAUGAAGAUGACCAGCACAAACUAAUUAUUCCUCAGACAGAAAAUAUGGAGGAGUUAAAUGAUAAAUCUUCUUGUUCAUGUUCAAUCGGUCUUUUGUUGAAGCACAUACUAGAAGAAUCAAAACGUCUAUUUCUAAAGUAAAGAUAAGGCAGCAUCAAAACUUUCAUUCAUAAGUCUUUUGCUGAAGCAUAUGCUAGAAGAGUCAAAACGGCUAUUUCUCUUGUUUUCAACCAAAGAUAAGACAACAUCAAAGCUUUCAUUCAGAAGUGUCUCAUGAUGCAGUGGGUUGGUAUUCGGCACCAUAAACUUGUAUGUUUGUGAUUGAUUUAUCUUUUUUGAUAAGCUAUUAGGAACUCUUCUCAUCCUAAUUAGUUGUAUUCAGUUCUAGUGUCCUGUUUUUGUUGGUAUUAAGUAAUAAUUAUUGAGUUUUUGUUCA
Vicia villosa (hairy vetch) is the source of this 3695-nucleotide messenger RNA. Its product is annotated as disease resistance protein RUN1-like. Lineage: Eukaryota; Viridiplantae; Streptophyta; Magnoliopsida; Fabales; Fabaceae. Bases 35 to 3400 code for a protein of 1121 amino acids. The transcript is spliced from 6 exons. Gene Ontology annotation, molecular function: ADP binding. Gene Ontology annotation, biological process: defense response; signal transduction. The record is from RefSeq and is a predicted model, not a curated record.